AAGACUAUACAAAGUCAUAAAUUCUUCAUACUCCAGUGCAGCACUAUUGUCUUUAAAUAAAUCCAAAACAAAAACAAUACCUCUCUCAUACCACUUGUCAAUAAAAAGAGAUUAAAACACUUGAAUUAUUCCAAAGAAUUUCUUUGUGAAAGGUUAUGCUCGUAACACAGCUUCCAAGCAAGUAAAGCUUGUUUGUGAAAAUUACUUUGGAUCAUGCACUCUGUGAAAGGCCAAGUCUGGCAGUGACGUCAUGCUGUCUGCCUCGAAGCCCCGCCCCCGCGCGCUAAGCCCCGCCCCCCGCCGGUUCCCAGCCAACUUGGACUUGAAUGAGGUGCGCGCCGCAGACGGCUGGAAAGUAGUACAAACCGUCUGGGAAUAACACCGGGAAUACUGGAGCACAGCGGCCAGACAGCGGGACGGGGGUGGGGGGACGGAGGCUAAAGGAAAGCCGUUCCUGGAAGAAAGAAGCGUCGCUGAGGGAAAAAGAAAAGCCUGCGUCAAUGUUUUUAUUCGACAGCGCGCCGUGAAGCGAUCGCGUCCGUCCGUUCUCCGCGAGAUCUCCUCAAUGUUCAGCUUCAUGGGUCUGAUGAACGGAACCACCGACACCCACACCAAUGUCUCCUGUACAUGUAACUGCAAGAGAUCCACUUCAUUCCAGAGCAUGGCGAUCACCCAGCUGGAGUUUGUUCAGAUUCUGGUGAUCGUGGUGGUGAUGAUGAUGAUGGUGGUGGUGAUCACGUGUCUGCUGAAUCACUACAGACUGUCUGCGCGAUCUCUCAUCUCCCGCCACGGACGAGCGCACAGACGACACCUGCCCCUGCCUUCGGAGGGCAGUCUGUGGUCCUCUGAUGGUCCCAGCUCUUCUAGUGCCAUGAGUGAGGUUUACGCUCCGGACCGGGUGCCGUCGUACCUUCAGCGCGAGCGUCUGUCGCGCUUCCAGCCCACGUUCCCGUACCUUCCUCACGCCAUCAUCGACCUCCCGCCGACCAUCUCUCUGUCAGACGGCGAGGAGCCUCCGCCGUACCAGGGCCCCUGUUCCCUUCAGCUGCGGGACCCCGAGCAACAGCUGGAGCUCAACCGCGAGUCGGUCCGAGCGCCGCCCAACCGCACCGUGUUCGACAGUCCGCUCAUCGCUCCGCCGGCGUACAGCGAGGUCAUCGGCCACUACUAUCACCCCACAUCACAGACUCACCCCACAGCGCUGGUGCAGGGCGCGAUCCACAUCAGCCACACCGACAGCAGAAACACACGCAGCAAAGACAAAGCCAAAGCACAGCACGUCUGACGCUCAGCUGCCUCUGCUGCACAAGACGCCUCUCUUCCUCUUCUGGGGCCUCAUUUAUAAAUUGUCACGCAGAAACCAUCCUAAAAUUUGAUCUUAUAAUCAUAUGCGUUACUAGGGUUGGGUAUCGUUUGAAUUUUAUCAAUUCCGAUUCUGAUCGAUUCCCAGUUUCUAUUCCAAUGUCAAACAUUUAGAUAUCAAGCAUAUAUGUGACCCUGCAGCACAGAAGCAGUCAUAAGCAGCACAGCUAUAUUUGCAGAAAUAGCCAACAAUACAUUGUAUGGGUCAAAAUUAUACAUUUCUCUUUAAUGCUAAAAAUCAUUAGGAUAUUAAGUAAAGAUCAUGUUCCAUGAAGAUAUUUUGUAAAUUUCUUACCGUAAAUAUAUAAAAACUUCAUUUCUGAUUAGUAAUAUGCAUUGCUAAGAACUUCAUUUGAACAACUUUAAAGGUGAUUUUCUCAAUAUUUAGAUUUUUUUGCACCCUCAGAUUCCAGAUUUUCAAAUAGUUGCAUCUCAGACAAAUAUUGUCCGAUCCUAACAAACCAUACAUCAAUUUUUUUUUAAAUUGACUCUUAUGACUGCUUUUGUGCUCCUGGGUCAUAUUUAUUCUGUGUCUCUUUUUGCAAAACAUUUAAUUGCUGCUGAACACCAUGAACAAAAAUCAGCCGGCUGCAUAAACACUGGAUUAAGAGCUGUUUGUGUGCAAAACAGAGUCGCACGAUUCUGGAUAAAUUGAGACUUUUUUAUAAUUUUUUUGGUUAAUGGAGGCUGUAGUUCUCUCACAAUUCUGAAGAAAAAAUAUUAGGCGACCAAACAAAAUCUGAUGGAAUUUCUGAGUGGAAUGAUUCAGUGACUUACUCAAGAUUGACUCGUUUCUUUACUGGAUGAAUCAGUGUUUUUGAAUGAAUGAUUCAAAGACAAAUACAUUUUAACAGCCCCAGCUAAAAAAAAAAAAAAAAAAAAAGAUGCUCACACAGGAAUUGAUAGAUGGAAUUGAAAUCUUAAUUUAACAACAAGUAUCUGAUUCCUGUCCAUAGUAUCCGAUUCUGGAAUUGGAAUUGAUUUUCGAUUCCCAACCCUAUGCAUAGAAUGAACAGACGCACAGAAAACGCAUGUAUGCCUCUCUUUCAGAUGUGAAAUCUAUAUCGCAAAUGAUCUUGAACUUGUGCGCAACUGAAUGAUUUCAGCUCCUGAAUAAUGUCAUAAACAUAGAAAAAAAAUUUCCAAAACCUGCAGUACUCCUUCAAGAAAAAGUGCGUACGUCUGCUCAGACCCUGACGUCAAAGACAGUUUUUACAAAUAUAAAUGAGGCCCCUGUUGGCCCCCGAGAGGCAGCGCUUCAGACUUUCUAUAAAUAUUUACGUGUUACUUGUCCUCAGUGCUCUUAGUCUCUCUGUACUCAAACUCUGACAACAAACAAAAACGCUUCCUUUCAGCCGUUUCCCUGAGCGAUGGAGAAGAUUCGGUCUUCCUCUUAGAAACAUUAAUCACAAUCUUGUGAUUCUUCAUCACAGUUCUUCUUCUGUUAAAUGUGCGUGACUUCCUCAUGAGAGUUUUGCACAAUAUUCAAAGCACCCGACUGUUUUGGAGCAGAUGUGGAAGUGUUUGUUCAGUUGUUUGCGGUCAGGGAGAGAGUUAAUGCUUCAGCAUUAAUGUACGUGUGUGUAUAUAGGCUACUAUAUAAAUAUAUAUAUACAUGUAUAUGGAAAACUGAAAAACAAACUUAAAAGCACGGUUUUAGAGUUAUUUAUAUAAAUGUCUAAAAUUGCACUAUUUUUAAUAUAACGAUAUGACAGGCCUCGGCUUGUGAUCGGUCCACAGAUGGUGUGAGUGUCCUGGACGCUGGUUAAUGAUGAGUAACCGGUUAACUCUGCUGAACUCAUCCGGACGCGUCGAACGCCUUUGCUUCACAGCUCGACUGAACAAAUCUGAAUCAGCCGGAGGAACGUCGCUGAGAGUUCUAGAGAUCAACGGUAGUCUUUUUUCAACUAGAUUAACUAGCGUUAGCUUCGGUUUCUUAAAUGUAUUUGCCUUAAUUUUAUUCUAGAUUCUAGAAACCUGGAUACACAAUCAUUGAUGUUUAGAACAUAAAGGAUUUCUUCUGCUCGGCUGUGGCGCAGCGGCUCGGGUUCACAUGCGGCGUCUCUUAUAGCACUUUACCGACUCGUGGGAGGAAAACAAUCGACGAGCUGUAGCCGCCGGAUUCCUUCGGAGUAAACGAGCACUAAAGCAAACGAAUAUGCAACUGCUCCCUGAUCGGACGACGCGCGCAGAGCUGAAAUCACAUCAUGGGAUCCGUAACGAUCCUGAGCUUCACUGAAUCACCGAAUCUAAUAUUGAACACAAUCUCAUUCACUCGCUGCCAAAUAGUGACUGCUGGUGAAUCCCAUGAUUCGGUCUGCGCUCGUCUGUGCGCUCGGGGAAUAUCGGGUCCGAUUUUGUGGUGUUCGGUUUUACUCCAGAGAACCGCUGCUGACAGGAAGUCAACAGCUGGAGAGAGAAACUCAACGAGUCUUUAUUAUUGUUUUAGUCAUAGAUGUUCAGAAUGAUUCAUUUGCUGUUUUUAUAAUAUAUAUUCCACAUUAUAGCUGCAUAAUCGACUGAAUCCAGACUUUAAUCCGGCUUUUUGAAUUCCAGACUAGUUGGUAACUAACUACCCUUGGGUCAUUCUUUAUAUUAUGUUUUAGCAAUAGAUGUUUAGAAUGAUUCGUUUGCCAUUUUUAUAAUAUGAAUUCCAUAUUAUAACUGAGUAAUUGGCCAUAUGCAGAUUUUAAUCUGGCUGUUUAAAUACCCAAACUAGUUAGCGGUAACUAACUACCCAUGGGUAUUUUUUUUAUUACAUUUUAGUCAUAAAUGUUCAGAAUCAUUAAUUAGCCAUUUUUAUAAUACAGUAUAUAUCUGGCCAAACGCAGACUUUAAUCUGUUUGUUUAUAUUCAGAUUUAGUUAGUUGGUGACUAACUAGCUGUGGGUUGUUAUUUUAUUAUAUUUUAGUCAUAGAUGUUCAGAAUCAUUAGUUUGCCUUUUUUAAUAUUACAGUAUAUAUUCCAUAUUACGACGGAAGUAAAUGGCCAAAUGCAAACUUUAAUCCGAUUGUUUAAAUUCCGAACUGGUUAGCUGAUAACUAACUACCUGUGGGUUGCUAUUUUUAUUAUAUUUUAGUCAGAUGUUCAGAAUGAUUUUUUUAUGCUAUAUUUUUCAAAUUGUAAUUAAUCGUCUGAAUAUAGUCUAGUUGGUUGGUAACUAACUACCCGUGGGUCGUUCUCUCUCCAGCUGCGGCGUGAUGUCUCUCCUUUACAGAGACGGCCGUUUGUUCCCUGUGAGAUGCCAGUGUGUCACAUGACCCCGUCAGCCAAUCAGGUGGCCGUUGACAGGAAGUGACAGUGUAUGCAUGAUGAUGAUGAUGAUGAUGAUGAGGUAGUUUAGUGGAGAGAGUUGCAAUAUACCGACUAUUUGCCUUUUGAUAAUGUAGUUUGUUUAGCUCAGAUUAAAGAUGUGCUAGUUGUUUUUUGUUAUUGUUUCUUCUCGUUUAAAGGUCAUUUUUGUUUCGUUCACUCAUUAAACAGACGGCGGGUUUGUGCUGUUUGAGAGGCUCGUUAAUGUGAGCGCAGACUGAAGAAGCGUGACGAGUGCCUUCCAGUCUCCAGCACAGACUCGUGUGUGUGUGUGUGUGUGUGUGUGUGUGUGUGUGUUUAGUUCUGUUGCCUUCAUGUUUGAAACGCCCCCAUGAUUACAUCUGCAUCAGAAUGCAUUUGAUGCACUUUUGAUUUAGUGAAAUGAAGCACAAGAUGAAUCCAAACGACGGGUCUGGUUCACGGCUGUCUGCUCAUCUUCAUCUUCAUGUUGCUUUGGGCUGGAUGAAGCAGUUUCUGGGCUCUUAAUCAAAUCACUGAAGGCUUUCCGUGUGAAAGAGGCAUUUCCAAAGAAGGACUUUCUCUCCAGUGAUUGAAGCUCUUAUGUUUUCUCUGCUGUUGCAUUGCUUUGGGUUUGAACAUGCCAUUGAACGCUCUCUGCGGUUGCAAUAUGAACAUAUUUACAUAACUGUUAUUGUCAGUAAUGACCGCUUACAUGUCACUCUUUUAUUUUUAUUUAUAUUGGAUCCUGAAAGUGUUACCGGUGUUUCUCUUUGGGACAGUGUCUAUUACACACCAUCUUAUACAAUCUCAUGCAUUUCAAUUAGCUGCCAAUUAUAUGAAUAAAACAUUUUAUAAAAUAA
Messenger RNA from Onychostoma macrolepis, 5495 nucleotides. It is a transcript of the gene pmepa1, whose product is annotated as prostate transmembrane protein, androgen induced 1. Gene Ontology annotation, biological process: negative regulation of transforming growth factor beta receptor signaling pathway. The transcript is spliced from 4 exons. Gene Ontology annotation, cellular component: early endosome membrane; Golgi membrane. Bases 566 to 1285 code for a protein of 239 amino acids. The record is from RefSeq and is a predicted model, not a curated record. Gene Ontology annotation, molecular function: R-SMAD binding. NCBI's taxonomy places the organism in Eukaryota, Metazoa, Chordata, Actinopteri, Cypriniformes, Cyprinidae.